Molecule: messenger RNA, 2299 nt
Organism: Dryobates pubescens (Downy woodpecker)
Lineage: Eukaryota; Metazoa; Chordata; Aves; Piciformes; Picidae
Gene: GPAT2
Product: glycerol-3-phosphate acyltransferase 2, mitochondrial
Exons: 20
Coding region: 1-2283 (760 amino acids)
Cellular component (GO): mitochondrial membrane
Source: RefSeq, a predicted model, not a curated record
AUGAGGACCUGGCUCUGUGACUGGGGGCAGAGGCUGGAGAUCUUCCUCCCUUUCCUGGGCACCUCCCGGCCCCUGCUGCGCCGCUGCUGCCAGACCUGCACCCCAAGGAGCUGGGAUGGUUUCUACCAGCAGAGGUUCUCCUCCCUCAGCUUCCGUGAUGCCAUCUGGGUGACAGAGGAGGACACACGGUUCCGCGGCUGGCUGGUGCGCAGGGCCUGUGCCCUCCUCGCCGUCUGGGGCUGGAAGCUUCCUGCAGACACCCCUGGAGAUCUCCCAGCAAGGAUCUGCAGCAGCAAGAGGCUCCAGGAUGUCUCCAGCAGCUGCUCCCCCAGCUCCAGAGGGGACAGCAAAUCCUCCCAGCGCUGGAAGGAGAAAGUCCUGCAGGUCCUGGCUGAGAUCCAGGCCCCACUCUCCCUGCUCCUGCUGAGGUUGUGCCACUGGGCUCUGCUGAAGCUCCUGAAGCGCCUCUUCCUCAACGUGCAGCUCCACCGAGGGCAGCUGGAGAUGGUGCUGAGGGCCUCCCGCACGCCCGCCCUGCCGCUGGUCUUCCUCUCCACCCACAAGUCCCAGCUCGACGGGCUCCUCCUCUCCUUCAUCCUCUUCUCCCAGGGGCUGGGGGUGCCCAGGGUGGCAGUAGGUGGCCAGCCCUGCAGCCCUCCCCUGCGAGCCCUGCUCAGACACCUGGGAGGGAUCUUCCUGCCUGCAAGGAUGGAGCAGGAUGAAGAGCUGCUGGAGGCUGUCCUGACCACGUAUGUCGAGGAGGUGCUGAGGAGCUGCCAGCCGCUGCUCAUCUUCCUGGAGGAGCCACCCACGUCCCCGCAGCUCUCGGCCGCGGCGCGGCGCUGGCUGGCCCCGGUGUACCGAGCCGUGCGCGGCGGCGCCGUCCCCGACGCCCUCCUGGUGCCCGUGGGCAUCGCCUACGACACGGUGCCCGGCGGGGCCCAGCAGCAGGGCGCGCAGCCCCUGGGCCUCGGCGCCUGCCUGUGGGCCGCGUGCCGGGCGCUGUGCCGGCGCCGGGGCUGCGCCCGCGUGGACUUCGCCCAACCCUUCUCCCUGCAGGAAUUUGCAGCCAAGACCCUGACCAGAGGCAGCUCUGCAGGAAGGCCUCCAGCAAAGCUGCUGCUCCCCAGCAUCCUUGGCCUGUGCCCCAGCCAGCUGGAAGCCAAGAGGGCAGAGAUUUGGGGUCCUGGCUCCCCAACAGCCAGCAGUUUGGAGGAGGAAGAGGAGAUGGUGGUGACAGAGCUGGGCCUGCACUCGCUGAGCGAUGGCAUUGGCUGCUCAGCUGUCAUGGCUGUGGGGAUCACCUCUGCCCUCCUGCUGCACAGGCACCGGGAGGUGAUCCUCCUCUCCCGGCUGAUGCUGGACUUUGCCUGGCUGCUGGAGGAGCUGCUGCUGCGCCAGCAGGAUGUGGGCUUCUCGGGGCAGCUGCGUGCCCUGGUACAGCACAGCCUGAGCCUGCUCCGUGCCCACCUCACCUGCUACCACCUGGCCUCCCUUGGUGACGUCCUGGUGGUGCCCAAGGCCUCGGCAGAGGCCCGGAGGGAGCUGAGCUGCCACAGCGCUGCCCUCCUGCCCGCGCUGGCCAGAGAGGCGCUGGGGGCCUGUGCCAUCCGUGCCCUGCUGCUGGAGAUGUUGCCCUUCCUGGGAGCCCCUGCUGGCCCCUCUGGCGUGGUGCUGAGUGAGGAGGAGCUGUGCCACAAGAUCCUGCAGCUGCUCCAGCUGCUGCCCCCAAACCUGCUCGGCCUCCAGCCCUGUCAGCCCCUCGACUGCCAGAGCCAGGACAUCGUGGACAAGCUGCUGCUGUGUGGGCUGCUGGAGGUUCAGGAGGUGGAGAGCAGGCCCUGGGUCUGUGACUUGGCCUCGCAGAGGGCCCGGCCCUGGGCGGGGCUGGAGGACAGCGACAGCGAGGAGGAGGUCCCCAAGCGCUGCUACAAGCUCCAGGAGCCCCCAGGCUCCCCUGGCUUCCUCUUCUUCCUCUGCCGGCUGCUGAGCCCUGUGCUGAGGACCUACGGCAGAGCUGCAGCUUUCCUGGAGCAGCCCUGCUGGCCCCAGCCCGAGGAAUCCUGUGUGGAAGCACUGCUGCAGUUCCUGGCCCAGGAGGACAGUGUUGGUGAGCUGGACUGGAGCCUGGCCCUCAGCUCCCUACAGACCUUCAAGGCACUGGGGGUGCUGGAGGAGAUGCAGACCCCCGCAGGAGUCCUGCUCCAGCCCUCCCACCUGCUUCGGUCGGGCACCAACCAGGGCAAGCUGGAAGCCUUCAUCCAGCAGUUCCACCAGCCCUGAGCUGUGUUCAUAAAGC